AUGCAGCACGCGGAGGAGAAGCAGGCCUCUUCGAGCUCCCCUCAACGUCGGCGAGCGUCGCCCGCCGAGCGAGACCCCCACACACCGGAAGGCUCGGAGGCUCGGUUGCUGCAGAAGAAAGUCUUGCUUUUGAAUAUCCCUCAACCAAGUUCAAGGAACUCACUGUUGAUUUUAUUAUCAUCAGAGGUUGAUGCCACAGACGUGAAUUUGGAGGAAUCUUUUCUUACUCAUGCCGGAAUAGCGCACACACGGUGGGCGACUCAUGGAGAGCCUGCUCCUAGGAAUGGUCAUCCUCAGAGCUCUGGUGCUGAAAAUGAAUUUCUGGUUGUACACAAUGGGGUCAUCACUAAUCAUGAGGUCUUAAAGCAAACGCUAAUUCGACAUGGGUUCACAUUUGAAUCUGAUACUGACACUGAAGUGAUUCCUAAGCUUGCCAAGUAUGUCUUUGAUAAAUCUAAUGAAGAUUCAGGUGACACUGUCCCAUUUAGUCAAGUUGUUCUGGAAGUCAUGAGGCAUCUUGAAGGAGCCUAUGCCCUUGUUUUUAAGAGCCGGCAUUAUCCUAAUGAAUUGAUUGCUUGUAAGCGUGGUAGUCCAUUGCUUCUCGGUGUCAAAGAAUUGACAGAAGAAUCGAGCAAAGGAUCAUUAUUUCAUGAUGACAAGUACCCUUCGCAGAAUGGGAAUCCCAGGGAACUGUUCUUAUCGAGUGAUGCAAAUGCUCUGGUUGAGCACACAAGAAAAGUUUUGGUUAUUGAAGAUGGUGAAGUUGUUCAUUUGAAGGAUGGAGGGGUAUCUAUCUUAAAGUUUGAUGGUGACAAAAGAAAACGCGGUGUACUUUCCAGGCCAGCAUCUGUACAACGUGCACUUUCUGUUCUCGAGAUGGAAGUUGAACAAAUAAAUAAAGGAAGUUACGAACAUUAUAUGCAGAAAGAAAUUCAUGAACAGCCAGAAUCCCUAACAACCACAAUGAGGGGCAGACUUACUGAAGAUGAAGCUAUGAUGUAG
Molecule: messenger RNA, 1002 nt
Organism: Eucalyptus grandis
Lineage: Eukaryota; Viridiplantae; Streptophyta; Magnoliopsida; Myrtales; Myrtaceae
Product: glutamine--fructose-6-phosphate aminotransferase [isomerizing] 1-like
Exons: 6
Coding region: 1-1002 (333 amino acids)
Biological process (GO): protein N-linked glycosylation; UDP-N-acetylglucosamine metabolic process; fructose 6-phosphate metabolic process
Molecular function (GO): L-glutamine:D-fructose-6-phosphate transaminase (isomerizing) activity; carbohydrate derivative binding
Source: RefSeq, a predicted model, not a curated record